This is a messenger RNA of Mesocestoides corti, 387 nucleotides long. Lineage: Eukaryota; Metazoa; Platyhelminthes; Cestoda; Cyclophyllidea; Mesocestoididae. The record is from the annotation of a GenBank genome assembly.
AUGAAUACAUAUCUGGGAUGUGUGACAACGUCGGACUCCCGUGGGUCGCAGUUUGGCCGUCAAAAAGUCCAGGCUGUCUCGUCGAAUCAUGGUCCGAAUUUGGCUGCGACCAUCGACCGCAUUGCCAACGCAUCUGCCUCCAGGACCCACGGAUACGCCAACAAUCAAGAAUCAGUUCAGACUGUUGUUCUAACGAGGACGCAAUUGGACAAACCCUGGGGAUUUCGGAUUCAGGGGGGUCAGGAUUAUAACCUUCAGUUAACGGUGAAAAAGAAUAAAAAAGAGGAGGCAAUAAAGGGCAUUUCCGUUGCAUUGUUUCGAGAAUGCGACUCAAAGUGGGGUCGACCGAGUCCCAAGCCUCUUAACACCAGUCGUCAAAUCCUGUGA